AUGAUAUUACAAGCUAAUGGCCCGCUGACUUCAACAACCAUUUUAAAUUUAAAAUACGAAAUCUUGUGUAAGAUCUACACAACUAAAAUUGAUCAAAUUCAAGUGGUUGAAGAUCAGUUACCUUAUAUUCAAAUAGAUCAAGAUCAGUUAGAUCAAAUCGAAAGAGAAAAUAUUCAAUUAGGUCAAAGGCAAUUAGCUAUUAAUGGAUUUGACAUUAUUAUAAACCAAGAAUUGGUAUUUGAAAUCAUAGAUCAGAUCAAUGAAGUAAAAUCAAUGCGUGUACCAAUUAUUCACGAUGAAGAAAUCACCAUUAACACUCCUAACUUUAUCAUUGUUCCUACUGAAAAUCCUCUAUUUAUUUUUGAAAGCUGUCAUAAGUAUUUGAAAAGAUUUAUAAUCGCUUAUAUGGCUAUUAAUGAAGUUGAAGAAGGAGAUAAGGUUAAAGUUGAACUCGGUAAAUAUUUAAAGACAGGAUCGAGACCUUCAUCUAUCAUCUACAUAGCUUCGUGUUUGGAUCCAGAAAAUGCCAUUAACGCUUUAGCAUUUACAUUGAGAGUCCCCUUGAUUACAUCCAUCAGUCUGAGAAAUACAAGAUUUAGUACUGUGAAUAAGUUUUCUCUCUAA
Molecule: messenger RNA, 624 nt
Organism: Scheffersomyces coipomensis
Lineage: Eukaryota; Fungi; Ascomycota; Pichiomycetes; Serinales; Debaryomycetaceae
Exons: 2
Coding region: 1-624 (207 amino acids)
Source: RefSeq, a predicted model, not a curated record